Molecule: messenger RNA, 636 nt
Organism: Penicillium olsonii
Lineage: Eukaryota; Fungi; Ascomycota; Eurotiomycetes; Eurotiales; Aspergillaceae
Source: the annotation of a GenBank genome assembly
AUGGGAUUCCAACCAACGAAGGCGAUUCACAUGCUGCUUGUGGUUUGUGCCGCUGCAAGCUCAAUCAUUGACUGCAACGAAGGCUUUGGCACUUACUACUAUGACAUCGAGCAAGUAGACAGCUGUGGUACUACUUUCCGAAACCAGAACAAAGGUGGUCUGAUGUGCAGCCCUGCUGUACUGCUAUCUCUUGACCAGAUAAACACGAACUCAGUAGUCGCCAUGAACCGCACGCAGCUGGGCUUGAAUCCGUCCCUUUAUUGCGGUAAGAGGGUCGUUGUCUCUGUGAAUGGGCAACCUUCUGACUUGCAGCUCUUCAUUGGAGACGGCUGCGAACGCUGUAGCGUCGGAUCUUCUUCCAGCAAGAUAUGGAAUGCAGAAAGUGCGCCGGGUCUUGACUUCAGUUACUCUGUUCUAGACCACUUGGCUGGCGGCAACGCUUGUAACGCUGGCCACAUCGCCAUUUCAUGGGAAAUUCUGGAUGAAAAACUAUAUGAAUUCGAUGAAAGCUCUUUGGGCCUUCCUUUCGUGGAUCAACCGAUGUUGUCUAAUGCUGUUGCCGUUGAGCCUUCCGUGAAGUGUUCGGAACCGUCUGAGACCCCGACAGAUAUUUUCAUCCGUGCAAAUGCCACUUAA